Molecule: messenger RNA, 960 nt
Organism: Triticum aestivum (bread wheat)
Lineage: Eukaryota; Viridiplantae; Streptophyta; Magnoliopsida; Poales; Poaceae
Exons: 3
Coding region: 83-781 (232 amino acids)
Source: RefSeq, a predicted model, not a curated record
UCUCGCUGUGGUAGUUUGGUUCUCUUCCUGGAGAAGCGUUGAAUCGAUUCCUUGGUGCGUGGUGAUUGCCGAGGGGAGCGAGAUGUUACAGAAGCGCAAGGCCUCCGGCGACCCUCCCGGGACGUCGCGGCCACCUGCACGGAUGAGGGUCGCCACAACCGACGACGAAGACGUGUAUCCCAUGGACCCCCGGAUCAAUGCAGGCCUCGGGAGAGGCGGGGAGCGCACGAGGGAGGAGGUGGUGCCUCCGCCGCUGCCACAGCCGCAUCCUCUGCCGACGGCAGGAGUGAACGCCAACCAGGCAGCCAACUUUGCGCAGCCAGCGCCGGGACAGAUCGACUACAUCGGUCGCCGGUUCGUGAAUGGCCGCUUCGAGAUGUUUGAUCGAGUAGCUGUCGGCCAGGAAGCGUCGUCCCCGGUUGAUCGAGCAUCUGGCAGCGAGGAAACGUUGUCCUGGUCUGAUGAAGCAGAAGCGCCGUCGUCCGAGAACGAGGAGGGGCUCCCUACGGCGGCAGAACAUCCACAGGGGCAGCGACAGCCGCCCGCUGUUCAGCCCGCAGUGGCGGACGCGCAGGCGCCGCCACUGCCCAACGAUGAUCGGGCCGUGAUCGCAGCGGCGGCGCCCGCGCCCGCUACAGCGGCCGCCGAGUACAUUUGGUGCUCAGCUUGCCUGUUGCGGCCAGCGUCGGUGCGCCUGGUACCGGAGAUGCACAUCUGCCACUGCGUGCCCUGCCACUUCGCCCCGUCCGGCAGGCCCAACUGCCCGGUUUGCGACAGUUGAGGUUUGCCCGUCCAUCGCCCCGUCCAUCCGUAUGCAGAGUAAGGAGUUCGUCAGUUCCCCAUUCUGGAGUCGAUGCUAGUGCUACAGUCGCCUAGUGACGUUGUGCAGUAAUUGGUGUCACUUCUGAAUCUUCUGAUACUACGUACAAGCAGUAGAUUUUUGUUCUGCUGAUGUGUGAA